GUGUAUGUUCUAGUUGGAGUUUUUCCGGUUUAUUAGGGUUCUUAUAUACAUGUUACCGAUCUAGUUUUUUUUAAAAUCUUCGAUUUGAUACUAGUACAUGGAAAACUGAAUUUCUAGGUUUUUAUCUGAAAUUUUAUGAUAAAUCGUUUAGAUUGGAGUACUAAAACCUGUGAAAUCUUUGUCGUUGUGAAUUCUGACUCUGUUUUACGAACAGAUGACUUGUGCGAGCUCCGAUGACAAUGACAGUGAAAAGGACAAGGACUCGGAGUCUUUCGUGGAGGUCGACCCGACUGGUAGAUACGGUCGGUACGGCGAACUUCUUGGCUCAGGCGCCGUCAAGAAAGUCUACAGAGCCUUUGACCAAGAAGAAGGCAUCGAGGUGGCUUGGAACCAAGUUAAACUGAGAUGUUUUUCCGACGAUCCAGCCAUGACAGAGAGGCUUUACUCGGAGGUCAGGUUGCUUAAGAACCUUAAGAACAGUAACAUCAUCACCCUCUAUAAGGUGUGGAGAGACGAGAGAAACAACACCUUGAACUUCAUCACCGAGAUCUGUACCUCCGGGAACCUCAGAGAGUACCGGAAGAAGCACAGACACGUCUCUAUGAGGGCUUUGAAGAAGUGGUCGAAACAGAUUCUCAAAGGCUUGGAUUAUCUCCACACUCACGAGCCUUGCAUCAUCCACAGAGACCUCAACUGUAGCAAUAUCUUCGUCAAUGGCAACAUCGGCCAGGUCAAGAUUGGUGAUCUAGGUUUAGCUGCAAUUGUGGGGAAGAACCAUUUAGCUCACUCCAUCCUCGGGACACCAGAGUUCAUGGCUCCUGAGCUAUACGAGGAGAACUACACUGAGAUGGUUGACAUUUACUCGUAUGGAAUGUGCGUUUUGGAGCUUGUCGCACUCGAGAUUCCUUAUAGCGAAUGUGAUAGCGUCGCCAAAAUAUACAAAAGGGUGAGCAAUGGCCUCAAACCAGAGGCUCUCAACAAAGUAAAUGAUCCUGAAGCUAAGGCAUUUAUUGAAAAAUGCAUCGCACAGCCGACAGCUAGACCUUCUGCAGCUGAGCUCCUCUGCGACCCGUUCUUUGAUGGGAUAUUAGAUGAUGAUGACGAAGACGGCGAAAACAAUGACAACACUGGAGCUUGUCGUAUUGUUUCUUGAUGAUUGUAUACAAUGACCCUUUGUUAAUUUUUGUCCUAUGGUUGGAGCUGUAAUUUUUUACCGAUUCCAAAUUUCCAACCAUGAGAUACAACAGAAUCUGUAGUUUAAUUUGAAUCUUUGAGAAAGUUUUGUAAAAUUAUAUUGCUUUAUGU
Molecule: messenger RNA, 1305 nt
Organism: Arabidopsis lyrata subsp. lyrata
Lineage: Eukaryota; Viridiplantae; Streptophyta; Magnoliopsida; Brassicales; Brassicaceae
Product: probable serine/threonine-protein kinase WNK11
Exons: 2
Coding region: 215-1153 (312 amino acids)
Biological process (GO): intracellular signal transduction; protein phosphorylation
Cellular component (GO): cytoplasm
Molecular function (GO): protein serine/threonine kinase activity; ATP binding
Source: RefSeq, a predicted model, not a curated record